Salpingoeca rosetta is the source of this 1505-nucleotide messenger RNA. RefSeq lists its product as uncharacterized. The record is from RefSeq and is a predicted model, not a curated record. The coding region runs from base 594 to 1505 and encodes 303 amino acids. The transcript has 4 exons. Lineage: Eukaryota; Choanoflagellata; Craspedida; Salpingoecidae.
GUUUGCGCCUUUCGCUUGCUUGCGUGCGUUGUUUGUCGUUGAUCGACACCUCACCAGCCACGCCUUGCUGCUUGCUCUGCUGCUGGGUUGUGUUGUUUGUUUGGUUGUUGUAUUUCCACCUUGUGCUGAGCACACCAAACCUCAAGCCCUUUGACGUCGUGACACGAGCUCGCACGAAACCACACACGCAAACACACACACAUACGCUCGUCGCCAAGAAGUGCCACCUCACUCCACUCCACUCCACUCCUCUUUUUCCUCGCCUUGCCUUGAUUGUGGCGCGGCAUCUCCUUCUUUAUCGUCCUACCUCCCACCUCCACCUCCACAAACCAAACAUAGACAUAACAAGAAGCGCGCUGCUGUGAGUCGGCGUGUUUCCCCCCCCCACCCCCACUUGUUGUCUGUUGACAGACCAUUGUCGCAGUGCGACUAGCCUUCGUCUCGGCUCUCGUGCUGUCGUCCUUCUGCACGCCUUUUCGUUUGCUUCGUGCUUCCCGACAGCUCUGUGCGCCUUCUCCUUCCUAACUCAAGCAACCAAGCAAGCACCCGAGCAAGGUCUUCCGUGAAUCCACGAUAGCAACCACAACACCAACAUGACGGGCACGCGUCGGCAGGAACCGACUAUCUCGGAGAUGAUCUCCAAGUACUCCGAAGCCAUGAGUGCAGGCCUGCCCAACAUCUUCCAGCGCAGCCCGACACUCAACAUUGCAGACGCGCUCAGCGUAAGCGCCGUCACCCCACACGCCGCCGCCCCGGCGAGCAACGCGUCCCCUGUCAGCACAUGCACGGGUGCAGAGUCAAAGCGCGAGUCGCUGGCCUUUCUGUCGGACGCGCCGCUCCGCAGACAGCGGUCUCGAUCCACCUCAUCCUCGCGGCACACCGCUGUGCAGGAGGUGGACGAGGAAGAAGACGAAGACACAUCCACGACCACGACCGCGACCACCAGCGCCAGCACGCUGCACGGCGAUAUCGACGCCCUCUUUGCCGGCGUGCACGUGGUUGGCGUUCGUGCAGACUCGUCCGUUUCGCCUGCACAGCGCCGGCGCCGCCGCAGCAACAGCAAAGGGCACGCACACACCAUGAUGCAGCGCCAGCAGCAGUACCAGCAAUACCAGCAGCAGCACGCCCGCAUCAGCAACAGCAGUGGCAGUGGCAGUGGCAGUGGGCUCGGCGUGGACGGCGGAGUUGGGCUUGAAAAGCGGUCGCCGAUCAAGCGCGCAUCGCCGCCGGCGCGUCCAAAGGCAGACGUCUUCUCCUUUGACGCAAAGACCGUUCAGAACUACCACGACAAGAUCCGCGACCGCCUCACCGUACGUGGCUAUGGGGCGAUUGUGUUUUUUCGUGAACUCCACAGAGAGACCAACACCGACACCAUCGACGCCAACAACAACGUUGACGUGACAGCCCGUUCAUCUUCGGCCGUGUUUGUUCCACAACACAACCAAGCCGAGCACAUUGCUCGCUUGAAGCCACAGCUUGCACAGUCACGAACACUCUCGCCGUGA